Molecule: messenger RNA, 2685 nt
Organism: Hypoxylon trugodes
Lineage: Eukaryota; Fungi; Ascomycota; Sordariomycetes; Xylariales; Hypoxylaceae
Exons: 12
Coding region: 49-2685 (878 amino acids)
Biological process (GO): protein phosphorylation
Molecular function (GO): protein kinase activity; ATP binding
Source: RefSeq, a predicted model, not a curated record
CGGAUUAUCAAUAAUUCAGUAUCGUCUUUAGUUUAAUAUAAUAACACCAUGGAUGCUGUCGCCUACCUUCAGGAUGCGCAGGAUCAGAGUUGGGUAUUUAGAAGAUAUAGGGAGGAGGGAUUGGACUAUCAGUCUUCGGUAAAACAACUAUUUGGAUUCAGGCACAUUGUUGGGCACAUACAACUUCCAGCUCAAGGCAGUCCACAAAUUUUUUUUGGCAAUCGACCUAAAAUGAAAAAACAUCUCGCCAACUUCAUGGAACGUACACCCUUGGCACUUGGUCAAUUAAACAAUUUAGACUUUUCAGGAACGAGAAACAUUCAAGAACGAUUUGAAGAGUUCACGGAUUGGUUUGGACAGGAUCAUCUUAACGAGUUUAAGAGGUCGCUAGGGUGGGGAGGGAACGGUAUAACAUGUCUCUAUUCACGGAACACUUACGGGUCGAUAGACACGGCGCCGCGGGAGUUUAUUGUCAAAUUCCCAGUACAUCAUAGAACAUCUAGAGCCCUUGUACUGGAAGUGCAUAAUACAAAGAAACUCAAAGGCUCGGCACAUUGCAUCAAGCUAAUCGAACCAGAAGACAUUGGCAAGUUCGUAGACACGAGUCCUCCAUUGGUACUUUCAGAUGAUUUAAGUUCCCAAGAGAGUUCAAGUGGGGACGAAAGCACUGUUGAAGGGACCGAUAGAUAUAAUCCGGAAUACUGGCGAAAUGUGCGGGAGGAGCGACGAAAGAAAAGAAUAGGGACUACCAGUAAUCCACCUCAAGGGGUGAAAAGAAAACGACAAGCGGGUAAAGAGCCGAUUUGGGAUUUUAUGAUCCUUGAGUACAUGGAACAUGGGGAUUUACAAGGGCUCAUUUCUAAGCUGGCGCAUGAAAAGAAUAAAGGCACAGGGUCUUUGGGGAAGGUCCCUAAUACUGUUCUCUGGUCUUUUUGGCUCUGUCUUAUACGGGCUUGCAUUGCGAUGGAGUAUCCUCCACGGAAAUUCCAUCCCAACCGAGACAGAUCCGGAACGAGGCUCGGAUUAUUUCAGCGCAUCUCUAAUGGCGCGUCUGGAAUACGGAAUCUGCUGAGCCUUAAAUCCAGUGGACGCUCCCCUACACACGAAGAGCUUGCCGAUAACAUAAGAUCGCGGGGGAAAGGCGACCUUACCGAAACUAUCCCGACCGGCUUCAGGGCCUCUAGACGACAGAAUUUCGUCCAUUUCGAUAUUGAUCCGACAGACGUGUUAAUUGGUGGGCUUGAAUUGGAUGCCGAUGGGGUUGACUCCUGGGAAGAGGCCCGUCGAGAAUCACAAGCGAAUAGGGGCUCUGCGGGAGAACCGAUUCCAAUAUCAGAUGUUCAAUACUUGGAAAGAAGAAUGGACAGAGUACACUUUGAGCACGAACUAGUCCCAAAACUUAAAAUGGCAGACUUUGGAUUAUCGGAUAAGGUCAAAACUUUUAAGCGCAAUGAUCGACGGCAUAGGUGCAAACAUGGUUUCUAUGCACCAGAACAAUUCGGCGAAGAGUGGGAUCAUAUACCCCCUUUGAAAGACGGACUCCAUCUCGCGAAUUCAAAAGUUGCCGGAAACUAUGGUCCUCAUACGAAUGUCUGGGGCAUCGCAUGGGUUAUGUGGAUGCUCAUUACUAAAUAUACUCCACCCACUCCCCCAGAAGCCCAAAUACCCUACGAUCUAGAUGUCAACAUUAAUAUUGACGACGACUCCGACGUUGAUAAUCCCUUUGACCCGCAUGAGCGCCACGAAAACAUCCAUUCUCAGUUACCAGAAGGUGCGCGGAUAUCUUAUUGCCCAUAUAUUAUGGACCCGGCAUCUGCGGACUCCUAUGCCUGGGCCGAUAAGGACCUCCGAGAAAGGGUAUAUCAAUGUAUGUACCAUCGCCCUCAAGAUCGCCCCACUUUAGAAGUCCUAUUGAAAGAGGCCGAAGAGAAAGUCCAGAAUGGUGUAGGCGAAGACCACCAGCCCCCAGUUUUGCCUCCAUCUGUCCCUCCAGGUUCCCCUCCAGCUCAGGGAGGUCUUUUUGAAAUACAGAAUAUCAUGAGCGGUCUCUUGCUCGGCAGCGUGCCAACGGAAGCCCCCGGUGGAAUUCCAAACAAGGCCGGCCAGGAUAAAGACAAAAUUGAUAAGGAUGAAGAGGAAGACCCCAUGCAAGCACUAGGUCUAUACGACCGGGUGCCCGAAGACGCCGCUAAGAGGCGGUUCCAAAGAAAAUUCCCUGGCCAGUUGUGGAGAAUAGGUUACAAUGGAGAAGGUGUACCACCGUCUAGGCGAGGUUUCAUGGCGAUGAUUUAUAGCUUAAGAGCUCAAUUCGGGUUACCAAGCCAUAUAAGACGGCCAAACUCCACCGACCUACUCGGCAUAUAUCAAGAACUAUGGGAUAGGGGGGACUUUAACCGUGUAAUGAACACAAUCACGGCAAACGGAGAGACGAGAGAAAAUGGCCCCAGGGAGCCGGAGCUUUUAGCUGCGGUUUUGAGUGAAUGGGCACGGCGCAACGGGCUACGGGUGAAUUUAGGGGUCCUGUAUAGAUUCAAUCGAGAGCCGCCCAAACAGAAGACAUCGAGUCAAGGGAAUCUAGGAACAAUUAUAUACGACGGCAAGUUUCAGCACCCUAAGGUGCUGUGGAUAUAUAACCAAGGCAAUAACCAUUGGACGAGCGUCGAAGAAGAAACAGGCGAGGCUUAG